Molecule: messenger RNA, 1551 nt
Organism: Lolium rigidum
Lineage: Eukaryota; Viridiplantae; Streptophyta; Magnoliopsida; Poales; Poaceae
Product: death-inducer obliterator 1-like
Exons: 5
Coding region: 1-1551 (516 amino acids)
Biological process (GO): DNA-templated transcription
Cellular component (GO): nucleus
Source: RefSeq, a predicted model, not a curated record
AUGGGACUCACGAAACAGGAGCAUCGGCCACAGCCGCCGUUGCCUUCUGCUAUCCACCGGUCCGCGCACCCGGUGUCCCCGAAGGUCCAGAUGCUGAAGCCGCUGCCUUCACCGUUCUCUGCCGGCAAGCGUUUUGCUCAGAAGGAAUUGUCCCCAAGGGCUCAUCCGCAGGCGCAGCUCGAUCCAUUCAGAUCCAAGUUCAGGGAGACUCUGGCUGCUGCGUUGAGUAUGGAUCCUGACCACCACUCUGGGCAACAAUCUGCUGGAAACGUGUCACCUGUAAUAUCACAACCCAAUCCAAAAAGGGCCAGGAUGUCUGAUGGGGUCAAUGCAUCUCAAACUGGGCCAGAGUCUGACACAGAAACUAUCACUGAUGGGGCAACUGAAGAAAGGAAGGGCAGGAUUCGUAAGGCCCAAAGUUUAGCAGUUACAAUCGAAGAGGAGCUGUUCAAAUUGUUUGGAGAAGUUAACAAGAAAUACAAGGCGAAAAGCAGGUCGCUUGUGUUUAAUCUGAAAAAUAAAAACAAUCCUGCGCUGAUGGAGCGAGUCCUGUCUGGAGACAUACCACCUAAAUGCCUAUGUGCAAUGACUAAAGAAGAGCUUGCUUCGAAGGACCUUUCAGAGUGGCGGAUGGAUCAAACAAGCGUGCAGGAGGAGGUCAAGGAAUCGGACAACAGUGUUCAAGAUGGAGUUGCUGAGACAUGCAACGAUAACACAUCGAGCAAUUUGGAUUAUCCAGCGAAUGAGAAAAGUGACAUGACGGAAGAACCUAUGGUUGAUGACUUGCAGGACACGGAGAAUCUUCCAGAGAUCAUGACACUGGAUGAAUUCUUGGAUCUCUUUUAUUCAGAAACACAUUUUGAAGAUCAGUCCGCUGGAGCCCUGCAAGAUGAUCCUAGUAUUGACAAAGCUGAUAAGGCUUUGAAGUCACAAAGUUCUCCAAUAGCUAAAGACGAUGCUGGUGCAUUAAAAUUCCAAUUUCAUUCUGAUUUACGAUCUCCACAAGACACUUUUGAGUCCAAGCUAGAAUCGCCCGUAAAAAAAUCAGUUUCAAUGUUGGAUCCAGUUGUAGAAUCAAAGGGAGAUGUGAUAUUCGAAUCCCCCCCUGAAAAGGUGGAUGCUGAAAAACCAGAUACUCUAAACGGUUUGAUUCCUGAAUCAGAUAUGCAGUGUAAGAUAAGUCCUGAUGCUGCAUUGAUUCAUGGCAGUAUAUGGGAGGGAGCAAUUAAGCUUAGUUUGACUUCACGGUCACGCACAAAUAUUGUUGCUAUCUUCAAAAGUGGUGAAAAGCUAUCUACAAAUGAGUGGCCCCGCUUGCUUGGGAUCAAUGGAAAAACCAGCCUCAGUGAACUUAAAAAAUAUCUUGAAGAACUUCCUAAAUCCAGGAGACGUGCUAUAACGUGUACAUGUUCACAGUCAGGGCACUGGGAUGCCAUAAAAUUUAAGAUUGGAUGCAACGUAAGCACAGUUUUGAAAGUCUUACUUCAGUCAGCCACUAAUGUCAGUUCAAUAUCCAGACGCAACAGAAUCUAUGCAGUUGAGUGGAUGUAA